CGAACCAAUCGGAUAAUAUUUCUCCAGCAUAGGAUCUUCCCCUUAUCAGUAUAAAUACACACCCUUACCUGUGUUUCGUCCCGUUCAAAAUAACAGCAGUGAUAUAUACGUGUAUAUAUAUAUAUACACAUAUAUACGAAGGCUAUAUAUAUACCAGAUUUCGUCCCAUCGUUAUAAUAAAAUAUGAGCCUUAAAAACACUUCACAAAUCUUCCCCUUUGAGCGGGGAAUCCAACGAAUCAAGAAACGUUGAAAACGGUGGUCGGAAGAGGGAGAUAUCAUUCACCGGAGUCUCGCCGGACUGGUUUUCACGGAGCAAAAAUACAGAGAAGGACCAAACGUUAGGAAGCCACCGUUUUGUCUGGAGGAGAGGAAGUUGUGUCGCUACUUCCAAAUCAGUCCGUUGCUUCUGAACGCCGCGGUUGCGCCUUGCUUGGUUCGCCGGUGCUGAGCUACGAAGAAGACACCGAUUAUUUUUGGUGAAGAUGUGGUAGAAGCGACCAUUUGAGACUCUUGAGACUGAGGUAAGUUUCUCUGCCAAUCCAAAAUUGUUUCCUCGUAUUAUAUGCUUAUUAUGCAUUAUGUGAUUAAGUGUGAAUUGUGAAUUUUGUGUAUGUGAUUUUGAGAAGAUAUUAUAUAUAUGGUAGUUAAGAAGUAUAAAUCAAGUACUUUUGGGGUAUUAAAUAUUUUUAAAUACCUUUGAGACUUUUUAGAGAAAUUAAGAAGUAUUUUUGAAGUAUUGUUAAGCAAAGAUAAAAUUUACAUUUUCAUAAGAAGAUAGCAUCUCGGGAGUAAUCCGAGGUGUCGGUUUUUCCACAUCCGGAUAAAUGUGGAGGGUGAUUAGAGCUACUACUACUAAGAAGCACAGUUUGGAUCUAUGAUCCCUUUUAAGUAAGAUUUGGAUAUAUGAUCCCUUUUAAGUAAGAUUUGGAUCUAUGAUCCCUUUUAAGUAAGAUUUGGAUCUAUGAUCCCUUUUAAGUGAGAUUUGGAUCUAUGAUCCCUUUUAAGAAGAAGUUAUAGUAGUAGUCCCUAAUCAUUCAAGAAUUUUAGAAUUGGGGUGGUUGGGUUCCGACCACUCGGGAUGACUUACUACUCGGAGGGCUUGGAAUCCCUUUUAGGGGGUGUGCACACUUAAGGUAGUCGUUUCGUUUCCAACAGAGCAGUCGUGGUACCGGCACUUGUUCGGGGUGGCCGUCCGUAACCACGGUCCACCGGGCUCUAUCGAAAGGUUGAGCACCGCCCUUCUAAAUUACUAGGAAGUUAGAGAAGAAGUGUUUUUUUUAGAAGUUUAAAAAGAAGAGUUACUAAGAGAUUUUCCAAGAGAAGUUUCAGAUUUUAGCAAAGAAGUGAUUUUAAGAAAAAUCAAAGAGAAAAGUAUUUUGGAAGAGUGCGUCAUUUUUAUAUGAUAUUAUAUAAAAAUCUAUUUUUAGUCAAACCUGAUUAUUUUACGGGGUUGGGUAGUACUUACUUAGCUCUAAAGCUAAUUUUUGUUAUUUUUCUUGUCUCUCUCUUCUCCCUUAAAUUUUAUCAGGUGAUGAGUUGGAUACCUAUGUGGAUUGACGGAUUGCUCGAGCUUGAGUGCGAAUUAGAAGAUGCCUUAGUUAAAUCUAGUCAUAAAACAAACCUUUACUUAUUAUUACAUUAGUUUUUAUUGUUUUACUUUGAGUUGCCUGUGCAUUCGGUUAAGAGAUGACCGAAUGUGGCGGUAACACUCAUUUCCCUUUUAGACUUCCACUGUAUUUCUUCAACUCUUUGAUGAAUGAAUAAAGUAUUUCUUUUAAAUAUAUCAAUGUUUUGGGCGGGAAAUUUAGGGGUGUUACAACUGCGGUAACUAUGAGCGAGACGGUUGAAACUCUUUGCACCCCUAUUUCUUUUGAGUCUCUCAUUGCUACUGACCUAGAUCCUGUCCUCAUAGAAAUUAGUCCUGAAGAACUCAAUCUAGAAGUGCCCACGGGAGUUUAUGAAGAGACCAUAGAUGAGGAGAUACUUUGUGACACCGGCCUUACCCUACCAUCUAUGGAUGAUUUCUCACCUAAAGAGUCCUUGAAAGAUAACCUUGACGAAGCUGGUGAUCCUACACGAGCCCAAGUGCCUGAUCAAGUAGUUGAUGAAACAUGUGAUAUUGAGGAAACAUUCUCCGAUGACGCCUUCUUUGACUCUCUACUCAAUGAUGACGAACAUAGUUGUUCUAGGCAAGGAUCUGUUUGCCUAGAUGAUAUAUGUGGGGUUAGUGAGUUAGGAAGUUGGGAUGCAUUCUUAGAAAGUGACACAGAGUCUAAACUUUGUGAUUUUCAUGUUGAGUGCAUAGAUGAGGAGUAUGAAAUCUCUAGUCAGGCUACUUUUACCUUGAUGACUCCAUUUGAGCGGUUAGAGAAACCAGAGACACCUGAUCUUGAAAUACUUGUUGAUUCUACUAAUGAGGGUGAUACGAGAUAUGUGCUAAUCCCUAGUUCGAACGACUUGUUCUUUGAAGAUUAUAUCACAUUUCGGUGGUCACGAGAGUUCGAAGGUCUACGCCAUCUGACAGCAUACCUGGAGGACAAGGUGGAGGCACUAAUGAUGAGUGCUCCACGACUGAUUAGCAUUACAAAGAGUUCUCUCUCAAUUGUCAAGCUAGUGACGUUAAAGAAGCGCUCAUUGGAAGGCAACCCAAAAAAAAAACUAACCUUAAAAAAAUGUUAUUUUGAUUUUUGCAGAUGUCUGGAGGAGGAAGCGAUGAUCCGAUCUUUCAGGAGCCACCACUGGCUAGGCAUGACCCAUUGCACAUACCAGAUAUCCCAUUCGCUACUGAUGCUGACCGCACACGCUUCCAGACGUGGGGGCAGUACCGCACUCUUCUAGCUCCCAUGAUCCUGGAUCAGAGGAUGCUCGAGGAAUGGGGAUACUGGGCCGACAUUGAUGCUCUACUAGGAGAUUCCUUGUGGCGUGGGAUUCUAUCCAUACAGGAGAGAGCCAGCUUCCCAUUGACGAUGGAGUUCCUAUGCUCUCUACGCUUCACUCACUACGGCCACACUAUGCACACAGGAUCUGUCAUUAGGCCGGCGACUCAGAUGAGAUUCACUAUCAUGGGCAUCGAGCACUCCAUCACUGUGGCUGAGCUCGGAUGGAGGAUUGGGCUCUAUGCUCCUGCAUAUACACAGACAGACGAGUUCUGUGCUCUCCCGACACGUUUACCUGAGGCAUUUGAUAUUGAUGAGUUCUGGCACAGGCACUCCACAGACACCAGACCGUUCCUCCGCAUGCACCCCCAGUCGAGCCGGUGGAGGCAGACUCACUGGUAUAUACUCUCCUUUGUACUCUCUUGUGGUUUUUUUGGACGACCUAACAACACGAACAGGUUGUCCAAAAAGGACAUCCUAUUCUUUUGAAGUCUGGUUCACCGCACCCCGGUGAAUAUGACAGUCCUCUUGGCUCGUUUCUUCCGGAGUCAGGGGAAGAGUGUUCGCCGCACGAUCCAGGCAGGGCCCUUCGUCACUACUCUCGUCCGGUCUUUCUAUCCUGAGCUAGACAUUCCAGAUCUACUCCCAGUACAAGAUAGCAUUCGCAUUCUUAGAUCCUCAUCCCUUGGGAACAUGAGGAUCAAGAAGAAGCGAAAUACUCAGGAGCUGCCGGGCAUUGAGCAGUCGACACAGCAGAGUAGCUCUUCUCGAGCCCCACCACACAGGAGACCCGGUGAGCCAGCCUCGGACAUGCCUAGUGCCUCAGAUUGGAGUGCGAUGAUGGACGCGAUGAGGGGUCUUCAGACCUCAUUCGUAGAUUUUCAGGGUGCACAGGAGAGAGCAUUUCGGGAGAUGCGAGAGGCACAUGCGUCGGCCCUGGGAGAGUUCAGAGAUUAUAGACUGGCACAGGAGGGAGCCAACAGGGAUAUUCUGGAGCAGCUAGAGACCCAGCGACUGGAUAAUGAGGAGAUACGAGAGUGGCUGCGGCCUAGUCAUGGAUCACGAGAUGACACAGGCGAUGCCUAGAUUUGCUUCUUCCUUGACAUUUAUUUUUGUUUGUUUGUUUAUUCAGGAUUGGACAUUGCACUGCUCUUUUGACUUGAAUGCUCUCACAAACUAGCUAUGGAUGGUGUAAGAAUUUUUAAAACAUUUUUAUUCCUGUUUUCAUUAUUCCUCUUCACAAAAUCUUUUCAAAACUCAAGUGUGAGGAAAGAACAAAAAAAAAGUGCCUUUAUUUCUAAACUUUGUGCAGACCUCGAAGGCGAGGCCCAGCUCAAGUGUGAGGAGGUUGCGUUUUACACUCAAAAAGUUAAAACCUUGUUUUAGAUCAAUCUUUUUACUAUUUUUGAUAUGAAACAUUCACCUCUCAAUUGUUAUCAAUCACAUAAUAUCUUAGAGGAUCACCCUUAUUAUAAGAAUUUACUUUUAUUAUUAUUUUUAGAAAACUUGAAAUUGUUAUGGGUUUUGGUUGCGAAUGUAAAUGGCUAAUUUUGUUUUAAUAGGACAUUCAUUUUAUUCAUAAAAAAAAUACUAGUAUUAAUAAAUCUCUUCAAAACUCAUUGUUAAAGGACAAUUCCAUCUCCGAAAAGGGGCUCUGUUUCAUUCGUUAAUCAUAGUCUGUGAGAAUGAAAUAUGCAUCUACCGUGGGAUAACACCGCCAACAAGAGUGGACAAGAGGCAAAAAAAAAAUUGUGAAUAAGAUAAAUGUCCAAAUUAGAAUAAUGAAAACCUUGGGAUAAGGAAUUGAUUGGUGGUUUAACAUAAUCAAUAGUUUCUUUAGUAAUAAUAAUUUUAAAUUCUUGUAUUUUGGGUGAUUUUUCUAAAAUGUUUAAAAAUUGACAAUAAAAAAGGGAGAUUUUUGUUUCUAUUUCUUUAAUAGCAAUUCGAUUGUGAUUCAGUCAGGUUUACCCUUUUUGAGUGUGUGUGCAACUAAUUUGUCGCUUGAGGACAAGCAACGCUUAAGUGUGAGGAGAUUGAUAAGUCCAUUUUUGUACUUAUUUUUCUUAUCAAAUUUAAGUGAUCUUGGACUGAAAAACAGAAAAACAAGGCAUGUUUUAUAUAUUUUGGUUCAAGUUUCGUGAAAUCGGGUAAAAAUCACAUACAUGAUAUGUUUGAUGAAAUUUCGGGUCAAUUUAGCACAACAUGCGUCAAUUUGAGUAACAAAUGAUAUCAUACCGAAAAAAGAAAGCAGAAUUUCAAAGUGGUCCAGAAGGGAAAAUUGAAGAGCACAAAAUUCAGAACAAGACGGACAAAACACUUCACAGGCGCCCAAAUAGGCGCCCAGAUUGGCCGCCUACCAGGCCGCCUACCAACUUUUGAAAAAAGUCAAUUUUGAUCAAGUUUGACCGGACCGGAGAAAAACGGAAGGCGGCCGACGCUGGACGGAAGGCGGCCGCCUUCGAUGGCCGCCUACGGCACAAGGCGACGAACCAACCACCGGCCGGUGGGAUUUGACGACAGGCGGCCAGACAGGAACGGCAGGCGGCCGCCUGCUGGACCGCCUGCGGCGGACGAGUUGACCGGCGUCACGUCCUGCCGGUGACGUGACGAAAGGCGGCCGGGCCAGGACCAGUGGCGGCCGCCUAUUUGGCCGCCUACCAGAUUUUUUGUGCUAUAAAUACCCCGAUUUUUGCGGAACUCAAGGACACCUCUUCCAACCCUAAUUCAGUUCAAAAAGUUCCUGUUCUUUGGCUAUUUCCGCAGUUCCAAGGAUUUUUGGGAGAGAGAAACUUCAAAUCUUCAUAUCUUCUUCAUUUUAGCUUCAAAUUGUAAGUUCUUUAUAUGUAUUUUCAUCUUCUCAACGAUUAGAAUCUGAAUCUGUGCUUUGUUUUCUCGAUCUGUUCUUCGAAUAUUUCCAGAAUAAUUAUCUAGUACUUCGCAUUUUCUUCCAUAAAUUAAAUAAAAUAGUUGUUGAUGUUGAAUUCAUUCCAAUUAAUUAUAUAGUUGUUCACUAGCCUCAAGGUUGUUAUUUAUCUGAAUAAAGUUAAUUUUCACGAAGUGCAAGUAUUUUUUAAUUAAUUUCGGUAAUUAGGUGUUAUUAUUGCAUAAAUUAAAUUAAUUACACAAAAAUAGAAAAAAAAAUAGUCUCGUCCCUAAUUCCAGUUUAUUUCACUGUAAUAUCACCCCUAGUAGUCAAAAAAAAAUUUAGAACGAAUUUAGCCUAUUUUUAAUUGCCUUUUGUAUUUUAUAGUUAAAAGUGG
Cuscuta europaea is the source of this 6138-nucleotide messenger RNA. NCBI's taxonomy places the organism in Eukaryota, Viridiplantae, Streptophyta, Magnoliopsida, Solanales, Convolvulaceae. The record is from the annotation of a GenBank genome assembly.